AUGAGGGGGAGACGGAAAGUGACAGCUUCCGCCUCCACUUCUGAGAGCAGUGACGACUUGCCACCGCUUGAGGACAGUGAGGAGGAGGAGAGGAAGAAGUGGAGCGAGAAGGAAGAUCCCUUCAAAAUUCACGUCUCAACCAAGGACAUGGUUCAAAUGGAGGAGAAUUUGAAGAGUUUUAGUCAAAUGCACCCGUUAGGAGACGGAAGAAGCUUUAAGCAUGUUGCAGACGGAGAAGACACCCAAGAGGUCCUCUGCGACAUCCGAAAGGAGCUUGCGGAAAAGCAUGGGGCCGCAGUCAAGGCCAAGGGGGGAGAGGUAGGAAAGACGUUUGAGAAAAGCCUCAAAUGGGCCAGGGAGGAACCCAUCUCCACUCUUAAUAAGACCAAAAAAUCCGCCUCCGCCUUAACUCCUGGCGCCUCAGCCAGGAACCAACAGAUGCGGAUAUGGGGGCGAAACGAGACGAUAGGCGACGUCCAGAAGCAUGCUAAAGCCAUACUGGAGGCGGUGAGCAAGAAGGACAAGAAUGCUAUCCCUGGGAUAGAGACGUUCAACCUGGAACACAUCUUGUCCCUUCUGGCUGAGGCAUCAAAAAUCCAACAGCUGGAGGCCGAUCUGAAAACGGCCAACCAGCGAGUGAGCGACGCUGAGACGGCUCAGAAGGGGGCGGAGGAAGCCAAGAAAAAGGCGGAGGAGAGCCUCAAGAAGGUUGGGGAGGUGCUCAAGAAGGCCCAGGCCGACUUUGGCACUUUGCAAGGUGCUUCUGAAGAGAAAACCCUCCUGAAGACCAAGGUCAAGAAGCUGGAGAAGGAGGCUGCUCAGGCUCAGAUAAAAUUUGUAGCGACUCUGGAGGCGGAGCAAAACUGCCUGGUCGAUGAGAGCGAUGUUGACAAUGACGUCCGCAUGAAGAUCGCCUGGGUUGCCUUGUACCCAGAGCAGGAUUAUGGCAUCUGGGCACUGGCUCACAGGUACGCCGAAGACGUGGUGUACUUGAGAGAGAAAGGUGAGCCAGAGCCUGAUUCCUUCGACGCCUGGGCUAGCGCCAACACUGAGCUUCCCGCGCCUGAGCUACUUGGUCCUGGUGAAGCACAAGAGAUUCCCUCAUAUGAUGAGGAGGACCAGGAGGAGCCGCCUGCAGGCCAUAAGUGA
Messenger RNA from Chenopodium quinoa (quinoa), 1149 nucleotides. RefSeq lists its product as uncharacterized. Lineage: Eukaryota; Viridiplantae; Streptophyta; Magnoliopsida; Caryophyllales; Amaranthaceae. The transcript has 5 exons. The coding region runs from base 1 to 1149 and encodes 382 amino acids. The record is from RefSeq and is a predicted model, not a curated record.